UCUACUCCUCCUCCAGCUAAGGGAUGUGGGUGGGACUAGCUCGAAAAACCUGCUAGGACUAAAGGCCAACCCCUUUUGAAGACGCACUAAACAUUCUGAACCAAUAGCGUCCAGGGGGCGUAUCUGUUAUGUUUCCGAAAUGAGCCGCGUGUCCAAUCAGCAUGCGAGGGCGGGUAUGAUUGCUGUGCUCAUCAAGUUGGGCUGAGAGGUACAAGUGUGGAAAACAAGAGUCAGUAUUGCGUCCCAGUUAAAGCAUUCGAGUACAGGAACACACCCGGAGCGGUCAUCCUCUACUGCAUCACAGCUCAGGUACAACAUGGGUAAAGGAGAUCCUAAUAAGCCUCGGGGCAAGAUGUCCUCCUAUGCCUACUUUGUGCAAACCUGCAGGGAAGAGCACAAGAAGAAGCACCCGGACUCCUCUGUCAACUUCUCAGAGUUCUCCAAGAAGUGCUCAGAGAGGUGGAAGACCAUGUCUGCCAAGGAAAAAGGCAAGUUUGAAGAUAUGGCUAAGGGUGACAAGGUCCGAUAUGAAAGGGAAAUGAAGAACUACAUACCACCAAAAGGAGAGAAGAAGGGAAAGAAGAAGAAGGAUCCUAAUGCACCAAAACGUCCCCCCUCUGCCUUCUUCCUCUUCUGUUCGGAGCAUCGGCCUCAAAUAAAGACUGAAAGUCCCGGUCUGACAAUCGGUGACACAGCAAAGAAACUGGGAGAGAUGUGGGCUGAACAGACACCAAAGGACAAGCAGCCAUAUGAGCAGAAAGCUGCUAAACUAAAGGAGAAAUAUGAGAAGGAUGUUGCUGCAUAUCGGGCAAAAGGCAACAGUGAUGCCGGAAAGAAAGUUCCUGGUAGGCCAGCAGCAUCAAAAAAGAAGCCAGAGCCUGAGGAUGACGACGAUGAGGACGAAGAAGAUGAAGACGAAGAUGAGGAGGAAGACGAUGAAGAUGAUGAGUGAAUGCUUUUGGCCGCUGUAUAAAUUGUGUUUGAAGCUUUUUGUUUUUUGCUAAGAAUGUGAACUCAAGUGCAGCUCAUUUUGUUAGCUUGGUUAUAAAAACUGUACAGAAUUGUGUAUAGGUAAUGUGAUUCUUUAGGGAAAACCUAUAUUUUAAUAUAAGGAGUAGCUGGAGGGCUGUUAGAGUUUAAAGCUUCUUAUGUGGGAUGUUUCUGCAUAUGUAAUGGAUUCUAAGGGUAGCCCAAUGUUAGUUAUGAGACCCUAUAUACUUCAGUCCUGUAGACCUGGUGCAUUGUACUUUUUUCUAACUUUUUUAGCAACUUUUUUUGUAAUAAAAUUAUAUAUAAUAAUC
Hyla sarda is the source of this 1301-nucleotide messenger RNA. It is a transcript of the gene HMGB2, whose product is annotated as high mobility group box 2. Bases 317 to 952 code for a protein of 211 amino acids. Gene Ontology annotation, cellular component: nucleus. The record is from RefSeq and is a predicted model, not a curated record. Gene Ontology annotation, molecular function: DNA binding, bending. NCBI's taxonomy places the organism in Eukaryota, Metazoa, Chordata, Amphibia, Anura, Hylidae. Gene Ontology annotation, biological process: regulation of transcription by RNA polymerase II. The transcript has 5 exons.